Messenger RNA from Magallana angulata, 2575 nucleotides. RefSeq lists its product as uncharacterized. The record is from RefSeq and is a predicted model, not a curated record. Lineage: Eukaryota; Metazoa; Mollusca; Bivalvia; Ostreida; Ostreidae. The coding region runs from base 44 to 2290 and encodes 748 amino acids. The transcript is spliced from 6 exons.
AAUUUUACAUAUAAACACAGUUGCACAAGAUGAAAUCAAUGAAAUGCAUCUGCUAAAGGUGUUUCUCUUCAUAGGGCUGAGUUAUGUUGCCACAAAAGGCCAAAAUGGACCCGCCCCUAAAGGGGAUGCGUGCGUGCGGAGGAUUACCACCCAGGUUUCUCGCUAUUUUUGGAAGCUCCAGAGUAGACGGAUCGACUACCGCGAGCGGAACAACAGGAUCUUCGCCGACAUCCCGUUCCCACAGCUGACCACUGUGUACGGAUGGACCAUGACCGGAAAGACGGGGCGGAUCUCACAGGCGCGGGAAGACGGGCGCGGGAUCAUCACGGAGUACAUGGUGCAGUUCCUAGGCAGUGACGGAAACUGGACGUUCAUCAACAACUCCAAGACCGGCAAAGAGAUGUUCACAAACCUCGGAAACAUCGCCAUCCCCGACACCGCCACAAGCGUCACUUUGUCAAACCCCGUCAAGACGCUGGUGCUCCGCGUCAUACCGGAACUGUGGGACGGCGUCCCCUUCAUGAGACUGUCCAUCCAGCACUGCGCAGACACAGUGAUGGCGGAACAGCGACCGAUCCUUCCAAUACAGAUACAACAUAGCUCUGUCAAGAAGAACCUGGAGGACCAAAUAAAGAAUCGAUUAAAGAGCAAGAUAUCCAAAGUGAUGAAAAAAGUAAAGCAGAUGGAGCAGAGGAUUGGCCAUCACAAAGGUCACGGGGUCAAAGACCGAAAAAAGGCGGGAAAGCAUAAGUCGUCUUCGGAGAGGAACAGGGUCAACCAUCGUAAGAAUAAAAGUCGGAGGAAGCACAUUACUCAGCAAAAUACAAGGCAGAAGAAACCGAUAAUAAAAACCCAACAUCAAAAGAGAUCAGAAGUAGAAAAGAAGUCUCUUGAUACCUACGAUAUCGACGUAAGGUUUGGGAGAGGGGAUUAUUUUGGAGAUUUUGGGUACAAGUAUCGACGUGGGCAAAGGGAUGCUCUAAAACGGAAAAACAGUAAGAAGAAGGUAGUACACCAAAGGAAAAAGAGUAAGAGCAGCGGAAAAAAGAAGCAAUCCAGGGCGCAAAAACACAAAACGGCGCAACAUAAGAUCAAGAAUGAAAGCGGCAAAGAGAAAAAGAAACAGUCCAAAGCAAAGAAUCGCAAAAUGGCGCAAAAAAAGAGCAAAGUUAAGAAGAAAUUGCAGCCCAAUACACAUAAACACAGAAAAACACAACAGAACAGCAAGACAAAAGGUGGCCAAAAGACACAGCAAACAAGGAAAUCAAAGACUAGAAACCAUACAAAAAGCUCUGGAAAGAAAUCUCAUAAACUAGUUAAAAACAAGAAACGAAAACAAAAGACUCUUCAAUCUGCUAAAGCCCAAAGAUCUCGACAGCAGAGGAUUGAAGCUAAAACUUUGAGCAGUCUAACAAAAAAUAUUAAGAAAACUGAAAAAAAUUUAAGUACUCUUAAAAAACAACUUCAUACGGUAAACCAAAGGACCCCAAAGAGCAAAUCUCUGGUCAAAGGCAAAAAGAGCAAAGGUCAAGUGUCCCACAAAGGCGGCACGCAAGCCCGUGGCCGGAAACCGACCAACAGUAAACCAGUGGUUCAAGGCCAACAUUCUUCUAAAGGUAAAACACCGGCCCGUAAACCGUACACACCUGACAUCACGCCCUCAAAGAACGUGAAGACAAAGACCGAGAGCAUAGCGCCCGCCAAAACCGCUUCUUCCCAAAAGUUGGUUGAAAUGCAGAGGCUGGAAAAGGAGAAUACUGCUCUCUCCGAGUCUGUCUACGGAUCGUGCCGCCUGAGACCAGUAUGGCGCUACAACAAGGCCAUUUUCAGACCGGCAGACACGUUUUCUACCCUGCGAGACGUCAGACAGGCUUGGCGAGCUAUGUACGGACUAGGCAUACAGCCCUAUUUAUUUCGUAUCCCGGAGAGGUUCCAAAAGUUCAGGAACCAGAAAUACUAUCUAGAAAUAGAGUUCCGAAAAAUCACAAACGUGUUUGGGAUAAAAGUGGCGGGAAGCAGCUCCCAGCUCCAGUGGGGUGCCGUGACCAGGUUCUCUCUCUACCACAAGAGGAAGGACUCGGAGCCGUGGCAGGGUUAUGUGGAUAGACUGAAUCAGCCACGGGUAUUUGAUGUUGGCACCAGAGAAAAAGGAAAUGCGCAUGCUCCAUCGGUGUUUAGACUGGACGUCCCGGUAACAGCCAAGGCAAUCCGAAUAUACCCCGAGAAAUGGGCCUCGGCUCCCAUCAUGAUGGUCGAUCUUAUUACCUGUGAAACUAGUUAUAAACACUGAAAUAAUAUAGUCUACUUUAUUGAAUAUAAUGAAUCAAUCCAACCUCAUAUAGGGCUUCUUUUUCUAUAACUUGAACAUGCAACGGUUAUCUUAGAAUGUGAAAUAUCAACAUGCCGCCUACUCAUUUGAUAAAUAAUAAAUCUGGUUUUUAAAAUCGGCAAACCAUUAACUUAGAUAAGACUUCAGACAACUUUUUAACAUCUUUUUCUAUUUACCAUUAUAAAAGAUGUUUUAAAAGUUGCUAGUUUUUACGAUUUUUAAAUGCAAACACGUUAUGCAAAAUUA